GCAGUGAUAACAUCAUAGAUGGCGAGUAGCGAAACAAAAGUUUGAUCAAUCAGAUACUGAUUGCGUAAAAGUCACUCAAAUUAUUUCUUUUCACGUAAAAUAAAAUCAAAUAAAAUGGAAUUUAAUUACUCAUACCAAAAGAAACGCAGUGAAUUUGGUAGACAAUGCAUGUUCAACGACAGAGGACCCGAACUCAUUGAUAAUUACGCUGCAAAUCGCAAGUUUUUAAAAGAAUACAUCUACAGAGAUCCAGUAGAUGAAGCUAUUCAGAAUGUGACUGUACAAGCAGAACACGAAUUAAACACCUACCGCGCUGAAUACGCAAAUGCAGGCAUCAAUCAUAUUGAAGGCGGUUGGCCAAAAGACGUUAACAUCAAUGACGAGGAACAAACAAAGAGAUAUCGUCGUAAAAUCGAAAAAGAUGAGGGAUAUCCACAUAUUAUGUCACAAUUAUGCAAGAACAUGGAGGAAUGCAUCUUGCAAAAUAACGCCAUAAACAUCUACCAACAAUAUUACACUGAUGUAGAACCUACUCCUUUGGUAGAACCCUCCACAGCACGCACAGUAAACGUCUUCAGUGAUCAAUUAGCAGGCAAUCCCCGUCCGAUAACCCACAUCUCAUGGUACCCAGAAGAUUGCAGUAAAUUGGUCAUCACCCACUGCAACAUGGUCUUCCAUGCAAAAAUCCCACCAGGAGGAACAUGUUCCUACAUCUGGGAGUUAGAAAACCCAAACAUGCCCCAACUAAUCCUCCAACCACCUGAUCAAUCUGUUUGUAUUGAAUACAACCCUCGCGAUCCCAAUACUCUCGCCAGUGGACAAUUCAACGGACAAGUUGCAAUAUGGGACGUGCGUACCAGCAAUGAACCCGUCGACUUCACUCUCAUGGAGGAGUCCCAUCGUGACCCUAUCACUGACCUUAUCUGGACCCAUUCAAAAACCGGCACCGAGUUCUUCACAGGUUCCACAGAUGGAAUGGUAAAAUGGUGGGACACGCGUAAACUCAACGCUUCCUUAGAAUCACUGAUAGUAGACAUGACUAAAGAUGAACAGAUCUUAUCCCGGGCAAUGGGUUGCUCAGUCUUGGAAUAUGAACCGACUAUCCCAACAAGAUUCAUGAUAGGUACCGAAACCGGGCAUGUAAUAGGAGGAAACAAGAAGGGUAAACUCCCACAAGAGAAAAUGAUUGCAAAAUAUCAAGCGCAUUUAGGACCUGUGCUUGCACUGGAAAGAAAUCCUGCUUUUGUUAAGAAUUUCUUAACUGUUGGUGAUUGGACAGCGAAAAUAUGGUCAGAAGAUUGUAAGGAAAGUCCAAUCAUGUGGACGUGUUACCAUCAAGCGAGAUUAUUAGCAGCUACUUGGAGCCCGACAAGAUUCUCGGUGUUUUUCACAUGUCGCUCUGAUGGUAUUAUUGAUGUGUGGGAUGUUCUACAAAAUCAGGAACAUGCAACGUUGAGUAUCAAAGUAUGCGAUGUACCAUUAACAAGCGUGCGUGCCAAUGAACUAGGCCGAUUGACAGCUGUGGGAUCCCAGAAAGGCACUGCGUAUGUCGUUGAGAUGUGUGAACAUUUAUCAUAUUCAGCUAAAAAUGAUAAAGCAUUACUCACGGCGAUGUUUGAAAGGGAAAAUCGACGUGAAAAGAUCCUCGAGGCACGUAAUCGUGAAUUACGACUCAAACAAAAGGUCGGUGGUUCUGCUAUUUUGGGCACUAGUCGAAUGAUGCUUGAUAAAUACAGUGAUGAAACCGAUUUCUUCGAUGACAUCUAUAUAAAAUCCGCUGAAAUAGAUUUCUACGCGUACGUUGAUAAAAUGACCAAGAAGGAUGAACGUAAUGCCUUGACGCUCUUUAAAAACUUUUUAUCUCGAAUUGUUUAUAUUAUUUGUAGCCGAUGAAGAAGAAGAGGAGGAAAUAGUCGAAGAUUACGACGCCGCUAAAGAUUAACUUAAAGAUGAUUGAUUACAAUAUCUUUAAAUUCAGUAAUUUAUUCAUUCGGUGAGAAAGAACGAAACGUACGCUUUUAUAUAAUAUAUAUACACAAACAUU
Dalotia coriaria is the source of this 2044-nucleotide messenger RNA. RefSeq names its product dynein, axonemal, intermediate chain 2 (gene Dnai2). NCBI's taxonomy places the organism in Eukaryota, Metazoa, Arthropoda, Insecta, Coleoptera, Staphylinidae. Gene Ontology annotation, molecular function: dynein light chain binding; dynein heavy chain binding. The transcript is spliced from 4 exons. Gene Ontology annotation, biological process: outer dynein arm assembly; cilium movement. The coding region runs from base 115 to 1893 and encodes 592 amino acids. The record is from RefSeq and is a predicted model, not a curated record. Gene Ontology annotation, cellular component: outer dynein arm.